Molecule: messenger RNA, 984 nt
Organism: Acanthochromis polyacanthus (spiny chromis)
Lineage: Eukaryota; Metazoa; Chordata; Actinopteri; Pomacentridae
Product: C-C chemokine receptor type 8-like
Exons: 1
Coding region: 19-939 (306 amino acids)
Biological process (GO): immune response; G protein-coupled receptor signaling pathway
Cellular component (GO): membrane
Molecular function (GO): G protein-coupled receptor activity
Source: RefSeq, a predicted model, not a curated record
UACCAGCAACCCUGCAGCAUGGAGCAGCUCAACUGCACUAUGGUGGAAUCUAACACGUCCUCUUCUUCUCCUGAAUACCAACCUGAUGUGGUCCCAGCAGUGCUGCUGUCCAUCUGCUUCCUGCUGGGAGUUCCUGGAAACAUCACUGUGCUUCUUCUCAGACCCAGCUUUCAGCAUCUGUCCAGCCUGAGCCAGAGUUUGAUGCUGAAUCUGGCUUUUUCUGACCUGCUCUGCCUGCUGAUGCUCCCAUUGUGGAUUUACAGUUUUUUCUACAGCUGGACCUUCGGCCUGGAAGCCUGCAAGCUGAUCACGGCCCUCGUGUAUUGCAGCGUUUAUGGCAGACAGCUGACUGUGACGAUGCUGGCCGUCCAGCGCUACCUGCUGGUUGUGCACCUGAAGAAGUUCCUACAUCUUAGAGGGAAGAGGCUGCUGGUUCUGCUCUGGCUGGUUGCAGCGCUGCUGUCCAUCCCAUAUUUAGUGCUUUCACGGCCGAUCACAGAUCAGGACUGGACACGCUGCAAGCGUCACUACCCCUCUGAUGCACAGAGGGUGCCUGAACUGAUGAUAGAAAUCCUGGUACUAUUCAUUUCACUUUCUUUUGUGGCGUUUGCUUACAUCCAAGUCCGCAGAAAGGUGAACCAGGCGGCAUUUUUCAACAACCCCCAGACAAACAGACUGGUUACCAGCAUCAUUGUGACCUCUUUUGUCCUGUGGGUGCCGUAUCUCACUGUGAAUAUGCUGGGUAUCGUUGCCAUUUCUCUGAACAACAAGAGUUUGUUGAAUUUUUGCACAGAUGCCUGGAAAAUUGUUGCAGCUGUAACAUUUGUGAACAGCUGCCUGAAUCCCCUCCUGUAUGCAUUUGCUUCUUACAAAAUGCGCCAAACAACCACAACAAAUAAUGCAGCUCCUGUCACUACAGAUGAAGAGCUACAAGAAUGAUAUCACCAAGAUCAAACCAACAGUUUCUGCUCAACUAUCUCUGUU